AUGGCUACACCCCCGACGCGCAAUGACCGUCGAAUCAUCCUGCACCUUGAUUAUGACUGCUUUUAUGCCUCUGUUUUUGAAGUUGAGCAACCGGCUCUGAAAUCGCUACCACUGGCCGUACAGCAGAAGCAAAUUGUCGUAACAUGCAAUUACGAAGCCCGACGCCGUGGACUGCACAAACUCCAACUGAUCAAAGAUGCUAAGCGGACGUGUCCAGAUGUUGUUAUUGUUCUCGGUGAAGACUUGACGAGAUUUAGAGAUGCUUCCAAGGGUCUUUAUCUGUUCAUUCGCACCUUCAUUUGGGGUGGGCGAGUGGAAAAGCUUGGAUUUGACGAACUCUCUCUAGAUGUCACCGAGAUGAUCGAUUACAACGCCAAGUUCCUGAACCCGAAUGAUUUAAAAAAUUCUUUUUUCUAUUUGAACACCAAAGAUCCUACCGUUGGGUUUGCGUAUGAUGCGACUAAGAUCGUGGGUCCUACUUUCCCACCUACAACGGAUGGAACUAGCCAGUCUUCAUGCGAUGCAUCCUCACUAGAAAUGCGCCUGCUCAUCGCUUCGCAUCUGCUUCAUUACCUCCGAAGUGCCAUGGAACACGAGAAGGGCUUCACAGCGACUGGCGGUACAUCGACAUCCAAGCUCUUGGCGAAAUUGGUGGGAAGUGUCCAGAAGCCUAAUAACCAAACUACAUUGCUUCCACCAUACUCUACAACCGAAGAUAGUACAGAAAGUAACGUCAUUAAAUUUUUGGACAGUCAUGAGAUUCGAAAGAUACCCGGUAUUGGAUCCCGAUUGGCACAGAAGCUGAGAAGCCGAGUGACAACCGAUGAUACGGAAGAUGCAAAGCUUACGGUGCGGGAUGUGCGACUCUAUCCCGGGAUGGGACCGGCAAUGCUUGAGAAAACGCUCGGCGGGCCUGGAGCUGCCAGGGGCAUUGGAAUGCGCAUUUGGAGUAUUCUACAUGGUGUGGAUAACACCGAGGUCUUGGCGGCUCGAGACCUGCCUACACAGAUCAGUAUUGAGGACUCAUACGGUCGCGGUCACUUAGAUUCGAUGGAAAGAGUGCGCCGUGAGCUCACGAUCUUGAGCAAAAGUCUCAUUCGGCGGAUGAGGACCGAUUUAGUGGAUACCAGUGAGGAAAUCCCGCGGUGGUUGGCUCAUCCACGAACCCUGAGAUUAUCUACACGCCCACGUAAUGCGCCGGAAACUGACGGGGUGCGGACAUAUAAUGCCAAUCGCAUUUCCCGGUCUGCGCCACUACCAACAUUCAUAUUCCAACUGGAUGAGAAUCUAGAUGCAGUGGCUGAGCGACUAGUCCAGGAGAGUCUUUCUAGCAUGUUUCGGAAACUUCAUCCAGAAAAGUCUUGGGACUUGAGUCUGAUGAAUGUGGCUGUGACCAAUUUGGUAGAAAGCGCAGGCGAUCAGAAACAGAGCAGUGGACGGGAUAUUAGCAAAAUGUUCCGGCAACAGGAAACUGUGCGACAGGAAUGGACUGUACAAGUACCAGCUAGGGACCCGGAACCUGUUAGCGUUGGUGGGUCAGAGGAAGCCGCGGAUGAUGAACCUAAAUGGGAGGAUGGAGAGGAUGAGGACGAAGAGGAAUUAAUGAGUGUUCGGUGGGCAGUAUCGGCGCUGAUAUCGUCUGUUGAAGCGCGAUCUCAAGCCUCAGAAGCCAUCCGCCAACUUACCCCGAUCGACAACGCUGUUAUUCGCACCGCUUCACAUCAAAUAAAUCACCUUUCACAUUUUGAUCUCACCUUCGAAUUACAUCGCGAUAAAACACGGAUAAAACUCGAGCUAGAGCCAAACCAUGAUAUCCUCGCCGAUGACGCCUUUAUCCAAUAUAUUGAACCCGACGGAUCCUUGACAGAGGGGGAGCCUAUCCUACGACAUGAACACAAAGUAUUCCACGGGCGCGCUUUAGUUGGCUCAGGCAAAGGCCGUUGGACACCGUCGGGAUGGGCUAGAAUCACGGUCCGAAGGGAUGGAGAGGAUCCGCUCUUCGAAGGCGCGUUCAGUAUCGAUCACGACAAACAUCAUAUCGAGUUGCAGUCUACGUAUGCCGUCAAGAAACGUCCGAUCGAUGUGGAUAUCGAGCGGAGAGACGAGGAGUAUAUGGUGAUUUAUCGAGAUUCCGACAUGAUUCGCAUGCACCCGGACCUAAAGAAAAAGAAACGGUCUUUGCCUCUAUCUACUGGCUGUGAAGCAGAUAAACUGGACUACAAUGCUAAUUUGACCAACUCUAUCUUCCCAUAUGGAGUCGGUGGGCUUGAUGGACAGUGGGGUUAUACAUCGGUCACCUCAUUGCUCGGAAUAAGCAAGCGACAGUCUGAUGUCGGUGGAGUCUCAGGCAACACGGGCGGGGUGAACUUGAAAUCGACUAUUGGCGAUUCGUCCGGAUGUCCCAAGACGAAAAAGGUUGCGCUGAUCGGAAUCGCUACCGAUUGUAAAAUGACCGACUACUUCUCCGACAACAAAACUGCUACUGCUAAGGAUGCGGCGAAAGACUAUGUUAUCAAUAUCGUGAAUACCGCAUCAAGUCUAUACGAAAGCUCGUUCAACGUGUCCAUAGGUCUUCGCAACCUCACAGUCAACAAAGCCGCAUGUCCUACAUCCAAUAAUGAUGCAACUCCCUGGAACGUUGAUUGUUCAUCCGGCAAUCUCACCUGGCGACUUAACGAGUUCUCAAAAUGGCGAGCCGAUAACUCCGAUAGUAACGCAUACUGGACGCUGAUGAGUGGUUGUGCAACAGACUCCGAGGUCGGUGUUUCCUGGAUGGGCCAGUUGUGCAAUGGGGAUCUGAGCAGUGAUGCGUCGAGUUCCGUCACCGGAGCCAAUGUCGUGGUUGGCAAUGCAGGGAGCACAUGGCAGAUUUUUGCCCACGAAACCGGUCACACAUUCGGAGCGGUCCAUGACUGUGAAUCGCAAACCUGUUCUGCAGGCCUGGAUGCGUCGUCCCAAUGCUGUCCAUUGACAUCUUCAACGUGCGAUGCCGACGCCCAAUACAUUAUGAAUCCCUAUGCGGAAUCGAAAAUGACAAAUUUCUCCGAAUGCACAAUCGGAAAUAUCUGCUCUGCCAUCGGGCGUAACAGCAUCAAAUCUAACUGUCUCACUGACAACCGUGGCGUCACGACUAUUACAGGUAGUCAAUGUGGAAACGGCAUCGUCGAAGCAGGCGAGGAUUGUGACUGCGGAGGCACAGAAGGCUGUGGCGACAACGCGUGCUGCGACGCCAAAACAUGUAAAUUCAAAGACAGCGCUGUAUGUGAUGACUCAAACGACAACUGUUGCUCGAGCUGCCAAUACACCUCAAGCGGAACAGUCUGCCGCCCCAGCACAGGUACUUGCGACAUCGCCGAAUAUUGUACUGGCAAUUCCAGCUCCUGUCCCGACAACAAGUAUGAGAAGGACGGCUCAUCUUGCGGCUCAAGUGGCCAAGGCCUUAAAUGCGCCAGCGGCCAAUGUACCAGCCGUGACUACCAGUGCCGCUCUGUCAUCGGUACUUAUCUCAGUAGUAACGAGUCUUGGGCCUGCGACAACACCAAUGCUCCAUCUUGUAUGAUCGUCUGCGGCGCACCACAGAUUGCUUCGAAAUACGGCUCCUCAACGUGUAUCGAGAUGAACCAGAACUACCUCGACGGAACACCUUGUGACUCUGGUGGUCACUGCAGCAAUGGAAAAUGCAAAGGCUCCUCCGUUUCAGGAUGGGUCAAGGACCAUAAGAAUCUCGUCAUUGGUAUAUGUGUUGGCGUUGGCAGCUUAAUUAUCCUCGCCCUGCUCUACUGUGUUACUAGCUGGUGCCGGACAAAUCGUGCCCAAAGACGCAUGGCAAAGAAUCCCCCUCCGCCGCAGUAUUUUGGACCUCCGCCUGGCCUGGGUGGACCCCCUCCUAGACCGGACCAGUGGUAUGGAUAUCCGAAUACACCGCCACCGCCGCCACGGGUACAAUAUGGCUGA
Molecule: messenger RNA, 3954 nt
Organism: Penicillium angulare
Lineage: Eukaryota; Fungi; Ascomycota; Eurotiomycetes; Eurotiales; Aspergillaceae
Gene: admB
Exons: 4
Coding region: 1-3954 (1317 amino acids)
Biological process (GO): proteolysis; translesion synthesis
Molecular function (GO): DNA-directed DNA polymerase activity; metalloendopeptidase activity; damaged DNA binding
Source: RefSeq, a predicted model, not a curated record